Molecule: messenger RNA, 1311 nt
Organism: Caenorhabditis elegans
Lineage: Eukaryota; Metazoa; Nematoda; Chromadorea; Rhabditida; Rhabditidae
Gene: M02D8.7
Exons: 5
Coding region: 20-1207 (395 amino acids)
Source: RefSeq, marked reviewed
UUUUAGAAAUAGCUGAGUGAUGUCUUCAAGCUUGAUGAAUGUAAUUCCACAGCUACCUCAAAUCCCGCUUCUCCCCGAUUUUCCAAAAAACCUCUUGUCAAUGGGACCCCUUUUGCCGCCUAUAAUUCCACUUUUGCCCCAACUCGCUCAGUUUUCACUUCCCGGUCAGUCCGCUCCAACAACUACAACAAAGAAACCGAAACAACCUGCAAAAAAACGUGUGAGAAAAUGUGCGGAGGUGUACCCAAUCACUGAGCCAGUCAGACUGAUGCCGCUCGGAUCACCAGACCUUGUAAUCUAUGAAGGCCCUAUGAACAAACGUCCUGCUCAUAAUAUGCAGUUUCAAAUGAGGGAAAUAAAAGCAGAACCAGUUGAUACAUAUGAAACCACGACACCAGCACCAACUAUUCAGCAGCCACCAGGUUUUCCAAUGUCAAUCACCGGAGGCAUACCACAAAUGGGUCCUCCGUUGUUACAAGCUCCAUUUUUUCCAAAUCCGUUUUUUGUACAAAAUAUGAUGAUGCAACGCACGAUGGGACUUCAAUCACCAAAUGAACGUGUUUAUUCACUUCUUCAGGAAGAUUACGCAAGGUGGAAACGAGAGUUUUUUAAGACUUCAAUCAUGACAGCACAAACGAAUAGCGCAUUAAAACGCCACAUGUGCUUUCUCACAAACAAGGAAACACUGCCAACUGAGAUGCUCAUCAUUGAAAGCAAAUUCGAACAUAUUAGAAUGAAGAUUGUGGAAAGGUUGAAUUACGAUCAGAAGGUUGUUCUCUAUAAAGAAUUGAUCCAAAACUUGGUUGGCCUUGAAUCACUCGUGGGUGACAAACGGGAAGAGCUGGAACCAUUUGAGUUGUUCAACUGGCUGGACGGGCAACUGAUUCCAUUGGAGCAGAAACAAUAUUUUCACAUUGUCUUGCCGAGCUACAAAGAUAUGAUGGAUCUAAUAAGCGAUACAUUCAUUAGAUUAAACUUGAAGGGCAUUGACUUUAGUCAAAGGCAGAUUUUCAUAAGUGCCCUGAGACAUGAUUGGAGUGACCCAAAAACGUACAUAGCACGAAUAGAAGCGUUGAGUCCUGUGGUUAGGAUGGCGCCGUUGAGAAUUCUUGACAUAUUGGAACGAACUCGGACUGAACUGCGCAAUGCUAUCAGAGAAAAAGGGUACUACUGGUCAAUCGACACAAUUCUUCCCGUAUUUGAUUAACGACAGCUUCGUUUUUUUUUAUAUUGUUGUUAAUUUAUUAUUGACUACAUACAAAUUUAUGUUGACAACGUUUACAGUGACUAUAAAUAAAGUGUCUAGAUACA